This is a messenger RNA of Cicer arietinum (chickpea), 1815 nucleotides long. Its product is annotated as tripeptidyl-peptidase 2-like. Gene Ontology annotation, cellular component: cytosol. Lineage: Eukaryota; Viridiplantae; Streptophyta; Magnoliopsida; Fabales; Fabaceae. The record is from RefSeq and is a predicted model, not a curated record. Gene Ontology annotation, molecular function: serine-type endopeptidase activity; tripeptidyl-peptidase activity. Gene Ontology annotation, biological process: proteolysis.
AUGUUGAAACCAGCUACUCCAAUCACUGCCAGAUGGAUAACAAAACACUCUAUGAUUCCAGCAGACCAUCCUGUUACCCCACCAGCAGCAAUGCCAGCAGAGGAAAAUACCGAACCACAAGAACCACAGCACCACCCUCCACACUCAUCCCAGCUCUCUAACGAGGACAGAAUCAGUAGAUUGGAAACUAUGAUGGAACAAGUGAUGAUUGAUCAGCGAGAUGGACAUGCCAGAUUAGAACUGGGGAUGACCAAUCUCUAUCGAGCAUUUGCCUCCUCUCAACAGACACCAGGAGGCAUGUUUUAUGCUGAUUUAUUCACACCUCACCAUUAUACCGGUGACCAUAGCGGAACAGGAGAGCCUUUGUUGAAUGGAGUUGCACCUGGCGCACAAUUAAUAUCUUGUAAAAUUGGGGACUCCCGCUUAGGUUCAAUGGAAACUGGAACUGGUUUGAUUUGGGCACUGAUAGCUGCUGUAGAGCAUAAAUGCGACCUUAUCAAUAUGAGUUAUGGUGAAGCAACUUUACUGCCCGACUAUGGACGCUUUGUUGACCUAGUGAAUGAGGUGGUGAACAAGCACCGUCUGAUAUUCGUGAGCAGUGCUGGUAAUAGUGGUCCAGGAUUGAGCACUGUUGGUGCACCUGGUGGUACAUCUUCAAGCAUCAUUGGUGUUGGUGCAUAUGUUUCUCCUGCUAUGGCUGCUGGUGCUCAUUGUGUUGUUGAACCUCCAUCAGAGGGGCUUGAAUACACUUGGUCUAGCCGAGGGCCAACAGCUGAUGGAGACCUUGGUGUCUGUAUAAGUGCUCCUGGUGGUGCUGUUGCUCCUGUUCCGACGUGGACUCUUCAACGGCGCAUGCUCAUGAAUGGGACAUCAAUGGCAUCUCCAUCAGCUUGUGGAGGAAUUGCAUUGCUCAUAAGUGCAAUGAAGGCUGAGGGAAUUCCUGUGAGUCCAUAUAGUGUGAGGAAGGCUCUUGAGAAUACCUCAGUUCCCAUAGGAGAUUUACCUGAAGAUAAAUUAUCCACUGGACAAGGGCUUAUGCAAGUCGACAAGGCCUUUGAAUAUAUACAGAAGUGUCAAAACUUUCCAUGUGUUCAGUAUCAGAUAAAUAUCCAGCAAUCUGGAAAAACAAAUCCUUCAUCGCGAGGCAUCUACCUUAGGGAGCCUAGUGCUUGCCGACAGACUACUGAGUGGGUAGUGCAAGUUAAUCCAAAGUUUCAUGAAGAUGCGAGCAAUUUUGAGGAAAAGAUUCCAUUUGAGGAAUGCCUUGAGUUAUAUUCUACUGAAAAGACUGUUGUGAAGACCCCUGACUAUCUAUUGCUCACUCAUAAUGGUCGCACCUUCAAGUUAGUUUACUUUUCUUCACCAUUUUGUUUUCAUGUUUAUAUAAUGCCACAUUAUGCAGUCUCAGCAGAUCGUGAUAAACUUCCCUCUGGAAAACAGAUACUAGCACUGACUUUGACCUACAAGGUAAAAUUGGAAGAUGGAGCACAAAUAAAACCUCACAUACCAUUGCUAAAUGACCGCAUAUAUGACACUAAAUUCGAGUCUCAAUUUUAUAUGAUUUCUAACUCAAAUAAGCGCGUAUAUUCACGUGGAGAUGCCUAUCCAAGCUCUUCAAAGCUUCCCAAGGGAGAAUAUAAUUUGCAGCUCUAUUUGAGGCAUGAUAAUGUGCAGAUUUUGGAAAAAAUGAGGCAUUUGGUGUUAUUCAUUGAGAGAAAUUUGGAGGAUAAGGUAGUUUAUUGUUUCAAUUUUAUGUCUUUCUCAAAUGGUCAACUGCUGCUGAAAUCUACUCUGGUUUAAGGUUUUUGAGUUGAA